AUGGCCGGGGCGCUGCUGCGCGGAGUGCGGCGCUUCCCCUGGCUCGGCAACGUGCUGCUCUACGGGGGGCUGUUCGCGGCCGGGGACGCGGCGCAGCAGCUGCUGCGGGGACAGCCGCCGGACUGGGCUCAGACGAGGCGGGUGGCGCUGGUGGCCCUGGCCUUCCACGGCAACUUCAGCUACGUGUGGCUGCGGGCUCUGGAGCGGGCUCUGCCCGGCCGCCGCCCGCCCGCCGUGCUGGGCAAGGUGCUCUGCGAUCAGCUGCUGGGCGCGCCCGUCGCCGUCCUCGCCUUCUACACGGAUCAACUUGACAUCAUUUCAAUGGCUGAAACAACAAUGAUGCCUGAGGAAAUUGAGCUUGAGAUGGCAAAGAUCCAGAGGCUUCGGGAAGUCUUAGUCAGAAGAGAAUCAGAACUCAGGUUUAUGAUGGAUGACAUCCAGCUGUGCAAAGACAUUAUGAACCUUAAGCAAGAGCUGCAGAGUUUGGUAGCAAUCCCAGAAAAAGAAAAAACAAAGAUGGAGAAGCAAAGAGAGGAUGAACUGAUUCAGAAGAUUCAUCGACUGGUACAAAAAAGAGAUUUUCUUGUAGAUGAUGCAGAGGUGGAGAGAUUACGGGAAAAAGAAGAAGACAGAGAGAUGGCCGAGUUCCUUCGCACCAAGUUAAAACCCAUAGACAAAGCAACACAGUCUCCUACCAGCAGCCCAGCAGAAAAGAAGGCAGAACCUCCUCCAAGCAAGCCCACCAUUGCCAAGGCAGGGUUGACAAUUAUUAAAGAUUGUUGUGGGGCCACACAGUGCAACAUCAUGUAG
Molecule: messenger RNA, 810 nt
Organism: Cinclus cinclus
Lineage: Eukaryota; Metazoa; Chordata; Aves; Passeriformes; Cinclidae
Gene: BMERB1
Product: bMERB domain containing 1
Exons: 6
Coding region: 1-810 (269 amino acids)
Biological process (GO): negative regulation of microtubule depolymerization
Cellular component (GO): cytoplasm; microtubule cytoskeleton; membrane
Source: RefSeq, a predicted model, not a curated record